UGGGAAUUGGAUUAUUUAAACUGAAAUUCAUAUUUAUUGAUUACAUUAUUGUUGCAAUUUGUGGCUCUCAAGAUCGUUAAAAUUUAUUGGUCUAAAAUUCCUUCACAAAUAAAUAUGUUAAACGUAUAAAUUCUCUGUGUGAACUACCUAAUUUUAUUUGUUGCCGACAAUAAUUUACCAAUAGCUUCAUUACGAGCUAUUUAAACAUAUCUAAAAAUGCCGUCAAAUACAAUACAUUCAAUAUUGUUAAAAAAGGAGAAUGCUCACGAAGAUCUGAUAUAUGGAUGCGCAUGGGCAAAUAUUAACCAUUCAACAGACUCUAAAGGUCCAUCAAAGGAUUACAUAGUAACAGGAGGCUUAGAUAAUUUAGUAAAAGUUUGGUCAUAUGAGAAUAAUAAACUAGAGCUAUUACACACCCUCGAAGGACAUGAAAUGCCUGUUGUAUCAGUUGCUGUUAGUCCUGAUGGAGAAACAAUCGCAAGCACAUCCCUGGACUCCUCACUUAUCAUAUGGGAUCUCUUAGAUGGACAAAAAAUACGAGAAAUACAAACAGACAGUUCUGAUAUGUGGAAGAUUGUGUUCUCACCUGAUGGUAGCCAAGUAGCCACUGGAGGUCACACUGGAAAGGUGACUGUGUAUGGAAUAAUCAAUGGAACUGUGGAUAAAGUGCUAGAUACGAGGGGAAAGUUUAUUAUGUCUGUUGCCUGGAGCCCCGAUGGUAGGUACAUAGCGAGCGGCGCUGAAGGCGGUUCGGUUUACUUGUUCGACGUGAGCCAAGGGAAGAUGCUGCACACGAUAGAGGCCCACGCGCAGGCCGUCCGGAGCCUCGCGUUCUCACCCAAAACCAAACUCUUGGCAUCGGCAUCCAACGACGGCUACGUCAAUGUUUACAAUAUCGAAAGCGCAGCGCUGCAGAAUAAGCUGGACCACAAAUGCUGGGCGGUCUCCGUGUGCUUCUCCCCCGAUGGACAGAGAAUGGCGACUUCGGCGGCGGACGGCAGCAUCCGCGUCGUCCUACUUGAGGAGUUCCGUGUACUCCACACGUUCGAAGAGCACACACAUAUCGUUUGCGGUGUUCAGUUCAACGCUGACGGUUCCAAACUUGUAUCAGUAUCGAAAGACAAAAGUAUAAAUAUUUACGAAUGCCCUAUCCCACCGAAGUCUGCGAAAAAAGUUAAAAAAUAAGGAAUCCGCUUCAAACCAAAUGUUGAGUUUAUAAGAAAAUAGUGAUUUAUCGAUUUGUUGUUGUGAUGUCAAAUAAAGUUAUGUGAU
This is a messenger RNA of Bombyx mori (domestic silkworm), 1272 nucleotides long. RefSeq names its product WD repeat domain 61. Lineage: Eukaryota; Metazoa; Arthropoda; Insecta; Lepidoptera; Bombycidae. The record is from RefSeq and is marked provisional. Gene Ontology annotation, molecular function: protein binding.